AUAUGUAUAUAUCCCUCACUGCGCUCUAUUUAAUGUAUCUUUUUAAAGGGAAUAAUCGUGAUCUCAGAGUCCCGCUGUGAUCAAUCGCGCUGUGCAGAUUUCGCUGUCUCUCAUCUCCUACUACGGCGUAGGCUUUGCUUACAAAUAUUACGCAUUAAACCAUGCUGACGUUGCUAGGUAACCUUCCCGCGUCCUAUUACGUAACGCAAUAAAUACUCCCAAACCCCGCCUUUGUCAACACACAAUUCGCCAACUCCCCCAGCGCCCACAUACUCACGGCCAAUCAGAACGUGCGCUUUCUCCAACGUCACCCUGCGAUAUUAAUAUUCUCGCGCAAAGCCUUCGCCAUAGUAUUUAAAGCGUCCGGUAGUGAAGGAGUUAACGGAGAGGGCGGAACUCUGCACCGGCCGCAGUAGAUGAUCGCAAUAUUGAUACCGAGAGCUUCGGAGACGCUUACAGCAACAUUUAAUCAUUCAAGAUAUCAUUUUCAACGCCUCAUAUUGACCCCGGAUGAUGAUACCGAAUGAACGCGACGCGCGGAAACCGACGCGGAGGAUUCAGUGGAGAUAUAACGUUAAUAUUACAUCAUCAUCAUCGCGUAUAUUGAUUUUAAAUAUUUGCAGGCUGGAUUAUCACCUUCAUCCUGGUUCAUUUGAAUGAAUAGUUGUUGAUUUUCUCAUUUGUUUUGAAUUUGAGCCGUUAAUAAAGCGCGAGGACGCAAUGGUCAUCGCCGUGCACGGGUUCGAGCGCGCGCCCGCCGGGUGUCCCGCAGCCUCAGGUGUUGUGUGAGCCUCUGUCCGGUCAUGUUGCCCGGUGUGGGUGUGUUCGGGACCAGCCUGACGGCCCGGGUCAUCAUCCCUCUGCUGAAGGGCGAGGGUUUCUCGGUGAAGGCGCUGUGGGGUCGCACGCAGGAGGAGGCGGAGGAGCUCGCGCGCGACAUGAACGUGCCUUUCUACACCAACCGGAUCGAUGACGUGCUGCUGCAUCCGGAUGUGGAUCUGGUGUGCAUCAACCUGCCGCCGCCGCUCACCCGACAGAUCGCCGUCAAGACAUUGGGAAUUGGCAAGAAUGUAAUCUGUGACCGAACGGCGACACCACUGGACGCCUUCCGCAUGAUGUCAGCGGCGCAGUACUACCCCAAACUGCUGAGCAUCAUGGGAAACGUAUUACGAUUCCUGCCGGCAUUCGUGCGCAUGAAGGAGCUGCUGGAGGAGGGUUAUAUUGGCGAACUCAUGGUCUGCGAGGCGCAAGUUCACAGCGGGAGCCUUUUGGGGAAAAAAUACAACUGGAGCUGCGACGACCUGAUGGGCGGCGGCGGACUGCAUUCGGUCGGCAGCUACAUCAUCGAUUUACUCACUUUUCUAACAGGGAGACGCGCAGCGAAAGUGCACGGAUUCCUCAAAACAUUCGUUAAGCAGACCGACCACAUCCGAGGGAUUCGGCAAAUCACGAGUGACGACUUUUGCACAUUUCAGAUGGUGUUAGAGGGAGGUGCUUGCUGCACGGUGACGCUUAAUUUUAAUGUCCCUGGUGAAUUUCGGCAAGAGGUCGUGGUCGUCGGAACUGCUGGAAGGUUAAAAGUUUGCGGGACGGAUUUAUACGGGCAAAAAAACGACGGAGAAUGUGGACAGGAGCUACUAUUGAAAGAUAAAACUGCUAUCGGGAACGCGUCUUUACCCGAUAAGGCGUUUCGGGAUAUCCCGUCUCCGUAUCUCACUGGUACAAUCUGCAUGGUUCAGGCUGUUCGACAGGCGUUUCAGGAUCAGGACGACCGGCGCACGUGGGAUGGACGGCCACUCACGAUGGCUGCGACUUUUGAAGACUGUCUAUAUGCGCUCUGUGUGGUCGAUACGAUCAAGAAGUCCAAUCAGUGCGGAGAAUGGCAGAAUAUCGAGGUCAUGACGGAGGAGCCGGAGGUCAGUCCGGCGUAUCUGAUCAGCGAGGCCAUGCGGCGCAGUCGGAUGUCUCUCUACUGCUAACAUGAGCGCAACCACUAAUGCAUGGGCACAACUGGAAAAGAGGUUACGUGUUUUCUUGAAAUCGCUUCACUGGAGGCAAAUGUGUUCACAACAGCAUAAUAUUUGGUGCAAUCAUCAUCCACAGCUUUUAUUUAUUUAUUUAUUUUUUUAAAGAUUUAUUUUUGGCCUUUGUUGAGAGGAUAGGACAGUAUUUUAAACAGUAAACGAAGGGGGAGAGAGAGGGAGUAGGCUCGGGAAAUGCCCUCAAGCUGGAUUCAAACUCAGGAUACCCUGAAGUGCUACUGCACCAUAUGUCAGCGAGCUAACCCCUAGGCUAUUGCGCUGACAUCAUCAGCUUUUUAAUGGUAAUCUGUUAUGCAUCAGACUAGAAAGACGAGAAAUCAAUUCUGCAGUUUUCAUCAAGUGCAUCACUGUUCUUUUUUUGAUUUGAGUUUGAGCUUAGUUUUUAACAACAGAUAGUGCUCUAGGAUUUUUUUGUAAGUCUAGAGCGCCAUCUUCUGUUAUAAAGAGUAAAUUGCAAUGUAUUUAAAAAAUUAGCAGAAUUAAUUUGGUUAAUUAUUUAGACCACAACUCUAAUUCAGACCAAUGCAACAGAUUUGUUUUUGCCCACUGCUUAUUAAUCAUAUCAGAGCAAUUCUAGAUUUAGGUUUAGCUGUCAGAUUUGAAGCUUGUAAGUAAUUGUGCAUGGGAAAAUGCAAUUUAAAAACAUGAGCAUCUGUUUAAAAAUGCAUCAAAAUUUGCAUUAAAUAAAUGUGGCAGUUUUGUUUACACUGGAAGAAAAAUAUAUUUAAAAAAUAUAAAAUAGUUUUAACCAAGAAAUGGCAAGUAUUGUCAAAUUAAACAUGACAUUUUAAAGUUUUAAAAAAUACAAUAGUAUAAACUUUAAUCAUCUUUAAUAUAUAGUAUCAUAUUUGUUUUGUGUUAUCCCAACACAUCAAUUAAAUCAAUAAAACCUUCAUCAUGAAAAUGACUUUUCUGCAAAUAAAACCAAAAAAUGAGCUCGUUUUCUGUUGUUAAAUCAUGUGAACAGCAAAUUCACCAUUAUUUUGAUAUAGUAACUCUAGUUUAUAAAAAUCCUUUGCUGUUAGUGUAAAAUGAGCUGAAUCAACACAAUUCUUGAGUGUUUUUGGGACAACUUAAUUGUUUUACGUUUAAUCCAUUUAAAUGU
Danio rerio (zebrafish) is the source of this 3147-nucleotide messenger RNA. The record is from RefSeq and is a predicted model, not a curated record. NCBI's taxonomy places the organism in Eukaryota, Metazoa, Chordata, Actinopteri, Cypriniformes, Danionidae.